AUGGCAGCCUUGGGGAAUUAUAUCUUCACGCUUGUCAUCUUAAUUCUACCAACUGUGCAGGGUAAGCUUGAUGGACAAGCGCAGAUUGUCUACCAAUGGAAGUCCCUUGAUUACUCAUGGCAAAACGACACUGCAAAGCAACAGUAUAUCACAGACAAGCGAUUCAUUGUGGAAAAUAAUAUCAUUACUGGAGUUAAAGUACUCGAUGGAAGCGUUUACGUGACCGUGCCAAGAUGGAAACCAGGCGUCCCAUCGACGCUUAACAAAGUAAUUAUCAAUCCGACAGAUACAAAUGAGAAUAUUUUGGAGCCAUUUCCUAAUUGGAAAAUGCAAACUUUGGGGGAUUGUGACGCACUCCAAUAUGUCCAAAGCAUGGAGAUUGACCCCAACACUGGACACAUGUGGAUAAUAGACUCUGGACGAAUCAAUAGACUAACUGACCAGCCACAAAACCUCUGUCCUGCUAAAUUGGUUAUCUACGACGUCCGAAAUGACCAGCUCGUUCACGUCCACGAGUUUCCCGACGCAGUUGUUUCCAGAGCGUCUAAUUUUAUGAACGACAUUGUUCUUGAUUACGUCAAUGGUGUUGCCUCAUUUGCAUACAUCACAGACACGGCUGAUGCCAAACUGUAUGUGUAUGACUGCCAACGGAAUACGUCGUAUUUUUUCAAACAUCCGUCCAUGGGAAUCGAACCCGGGACAGAGACAAUUAAUAUUGGAGAUAAUCAAGUAAUAACGAGCGCCACCAUUGACGGAGUAGCAAUGAGCUCCGAUUUCCGGUUCCUGUACUACUGCGCACUGAAUGGCUACUCAUUAUAUAGAGUUUCAACGGCAUUGCUUAGAAAUCAAUCAUCGAUCUUGUCUGUUGAAACCGUUGGCCGAAAAAUUGACCUCACAGACGGGAUGGUUUUCACUGAUAAGGCUUUAUAUUUCGGAGGCUUGACCACGAAUGCUCUUUAUAAGUGGUCAACCAGUCGGGUCAAGUACAGUGCGUUUAAUCAAGAAAUGGUCAUCUCCGAUGAAACAAAUCUACGCUGGGUGGACACUAUUGCUGUUGAUGACCGUCAGAAUCUUUGGCUAGUUGCCAACGGAUUGGACAUGUUUGUGUCAAGAAGAAGAAACAUUACAAAAACAAAUAUAUUCAUUUGGAAAAUACCAGUAGGAGAGAACGGAUACCUGUCUGCUGCAAUAUCACGAACAAGAGACAAUAUUUCAAAAGGAAAUAUGAAAAAUGUAGCUUGUAAUACAGUGUUAUUGUCAGCGUUGACUUUAUUCAUCAUUGUAUCGUUUAUACUACAAAACAAAUGA
Molecule: messenger RNA, 1308 nt
Organism: Mizuhopecten yessoensis (Yesso scallop)
Lineage: Eukaryota; Metazoa; Mollusca; Bivalvia; Pectinida; Pectinidae
Product: protein yellow-like
Exons: 1
Coding region: 1-1308 (435 amino acids)
Source: RefSeq, a predicted model, not a curated record